CCCGGCACAGGGAGAGGAAGAGGAGGAGGAGGAGGAGGAGCAUCUGCUGUCCCAUGCUGAUGAAAGAAAAAGGGGAGGGGCUCAGGAACCGGAACGUGAUCAAAGAGGAAGUCGUCAACCUUUGAUUGACACUUCAGUAGAUUGUUGACGUGGACCUGUCCCAGUUAGUGAAGAUCAAACGUCUACUGGUGUGAACUCUGCUCCGAGCUACUGGUGUGAACUCUGCUCCGAGCUACUGGUGUGAACGUGUCCACUCUUCACCAUCUGUCCUAAAGUCCCUCACAGACAUUAACGUGGUUCUGUUUCAAACAGAUCCAACAUUCAGUCUUUUUAUGAUCCUCAGUAAAUAAAUAUACAGAUUUAUAGAAACCUGAAGAAACCUCAGGGACCGAGCACAUCCACAAAAUCACAUCAUCACAACUUCCAUGAGAAAAGUUCUGCAGUAAGAAGUUUGAAUAAGUUCCAGCAGCGUCAGUUUGUCUCUUACCUUCACGGCUGCGAUGACAGAAUUCAAACUGACAGAGAACUGAAGCUGUUUCCAGAGGAAGUGAGAUCUCGGCUGAAAAGAGGUAGUGAGCGUGAAUAUUAACCGAGCGUGACACGUUCAGCAGCUUUUGAAAACAAUGAAAUAUUAAAAUGAUCUUAUCUUUUAAACGCUGCUUGUGUUACAUGAUAGUGUCACCACUGUAUGAACGGGACUGGGACCACAAUGUCUUCUGCUCGUCCUCUUUGUCCUCGUCUCAAAGACUCGUCUGAUAAACAGCUUCUCAGUCACGUUACUGCUGCAAGACAGAAUCAUUAAAACACUCAGAUUAUCAUUUAUCAUCUCCCUCUGAGUGGGUCAGUGUCUCAGAUUCACUCUGACCUCAGAUAAGCAGGACGCUGCCUCAUGAACACGACAGGGCCGAGGUCAAAGGUCAGAGACAAAAGCUCUGACCUCCAACUAACUGUCUGGAAAGUGUGGAGCAGAAAUCAUCAGAACAUAAAUUCUGAUGCAAGACGCUUUGUCUCACGACAUUUAAUCUCGAUGGACUCAAGAGAUUCUGUCCUGGAGAAACUGAAUUUGUGAGGUUUUAAAUAAGAUCAGGUGGUUUUCCAGCCGGUGUUGUUGUGGAUGUGAACAUAUGAUCCAGACAGUGUCAGUGAUCAGAGCGUCUGUAACCCAGAUCAGCACAAAACACGUCUGGAGAGGACGAGUAACUUUAGACCAGAUUUCAGCAAAUUUCUGUCUUUUCUAUAUUUCUUUUGAUGCUAAAGUUACAGCAGGAAACAAACGGAUCUUCUGGGAAACGAGACAAAGAGACGUCGUGAACAAAGAGGAAGAACCGAUGUAAACUAAAACUUAUCGUGAUUACACCCGUCCGCUGGUUCAGGAUAAAUACAGGAGGAGAUGAACAGGGUCAGUGUCGGAGGUGAAGUUCUGAGAAGCUGCUCUACAGAAUAAAAGACUUCCCACAGCUGCUCCUUGAGCCCAGACUCCCUCUUCAUCGUCACCCUCGUCUUCAUCAGCAGCACGAUGAAGGUGCUCAGUGUGUGUCUCACCCUCUUUCACCUUCUGACCCCGACUGGCUCCAUGCCGCUCAACUCCACCUCCCCGGCGCUCAAGUCCCCGGGCCUCUGUGAGUACGAGAGGCUGCAGUGCUCCGGCAUCGUGGGCUCCUUCUGCCCCCAGUGCGACGCCACUGGGAACUUCCUCCCACAGCAGUGCUGGGGCUCCACUGGGUACUGCUGGUGUGUGAACGUCAUCACCGGGGUGGAGACACCGGGCACCCAGACGGGCCCGGGGGUGGAACCUGGGGAGUGUGGCUCCUGGUUCUCCUGCCCCCCCGGCUGGAGCCACUUCACAGAGCGGUGUUUCAAAUUCAUCGACACCUCGAAGAUGUGGGUUGAAGCUGAGAUCUACUGUCAGUUUGAAGGAGCCAACCUGGCGUCCAUCCACAGCCACGAGGAGAACACCUUCGUCAUGUCUCUGACCCGAGGACGCACCCACGAAUUCCCCCCCACCUGGAUCGGGGGCGUGGCUCCCGUUCUGCCCGGUUACUGGUUGUGGGUUGACGGCUCCAAGUUUGAGUACGAGAACUGGUUCAACCACCACGACAUCAACAAUCCCAACCAGACCUGCCUGAAGAUGAACCACGGAUACGACUUCAAGUGGGUUUCCAACUCGUGCUCAGCCUCUUACCCGUUUGUUUGUUCCAAGUCAGUCUGAACUCAGUCGUCCAAUCAGGCUCCUUGGUGACAUGAAAGUGGCUUCAUCGCUCUAACUUCCCAGAAGUGACUCACUGCUGCCCGAUGACAAACAAACACACAAUACACACAACUCCCUCGGAUCCAGUCGGGGUUCAAACCAUUUACCAAUGAAUUCAGGUUCGGUUUGAGCCUCAAGUUUAUAUGUUCAAAACUCAGGACUUAUCUGUCAUCAUGUAUAUAUAAUUCAUAUAAACAUAAACUGUGAGAGGCUUCUCCCUCCCAGAUAUCAGUUUAUAGGAAGAUGGAGAUGUGUGAAUAGUGGAAGCUUCAGUUAUUAAUCAUACAGACGAUUUUAUCUAGUUUAAUAAUGUUGUCUCCUUUGACUUCACUGAAUUUGAUCUGAUCUAAUUUGUUUCUCUGGAUGAAACCAAACUGUCAAAAUGGGAAAGUCACGUUC
This is a messenger RNA of Pleuronectes platessa (European plaice), 2647 nucleotides long. Its product is annotated as ladderlectin. The record is from RefSeq and is a predicted model, not a curated record. Bases 1517 to 2209 code for a protein of 230 amino acids. The transcript is spliced from 7 exons. Gene Ontology annotation, molecular function: signaling receptor activity. NCBI's taxonomy places the organism in Eukaryota, Metazoa, Chordata, Actinopteri, Pleuronectiformes, Pleuronectidae.